AUGGGACGGUUUCGAGGCGUCGACGCGCCCGAGAUCGAUCUCGACGCCUACGUCGCGUCGUUGACGCCCUCGCGCGCGCGUCACGCGUCGCACGCGCGCGCGAGCGCGUCGCGAGACGCCGUGCGCGUCGCGCGGUGGUUGGAGAAUGAAAAAGUGCUCUUGCUGACGUUUCGCGACGCCGCGACGCAGCGACGGGCGCUGGGACGACUUUCGAUGUUCAUCGAGGACCCGGAGUGGCGCGGGAAAAUCGCGGACGCGCUGCCGAGCGGCGCGAGGGGCGGGGUGGCGAAUUACAGCGGACACAACGCGCGCGCGCGGGAGGUGUGCGCGUUUUACGCGGCGGCGCGGCGCGAGGGCGGGUGCUGGGAGGACGAAGAAGCGGUCGUCGAGGCGCUGGUGCGGUGCGGAGCGCUUCGGAGGAAUGAGGAUGGCGCGGUGGAGGUGAGCGAAAGCGCGAUGGGGCGCGGAGGGUGGUGCGAAUACGACGGCGAAGACGACGACGAGGAGAGCGUCGUUCCGGAGACGUGCGUCAUCGCCGUGUGCGCGAGCGGAGACGCGCGCGAGGUCCAGGAUGCGCUUUUACACGAAGCCAUGCACGGGCUGUGGUACGCCAGGGAAAAUUAUGCGAGUUGGUGCUACGAAUUUUAUCGCGGCGACGCGCUCGGGGACGAGGAGCGCGCGAUUUGGGUCGACUUUCUUCGCGAGCUUCGUUACGACGUGUCCGUGCGCGAGGUCGUGGUGAACGAGUUUCAGGCGUACAUGGCCACAGAACGCGUGUUAUUCGGCGGCGACGGCGCGACGGCGAACAAGGGAAAGAAAUCAGGCGGCGCGAUCGUUCGCGCCGGCGACGCGCUCGCGGCGAUGCAAAAGAAAUUCGCCGCGGCGGCGAGAGACGCCGUGCCGGACCCACCGCGGUGCGGACAGCUCACCGUGGUGUGGGAAUAAAUUAUUUUAUUGUUUUCGCCCUCGUUCGACGCGAUGGGACGCGAAAAUCUCGAAAAUCGUCGGUGUACAUUUUACAGAUGAAUAAUAAAAGG
Molecule: messenger RNA, 1037 nt
Organism: Ostreococcus lucimarinus CCE9901
Lineage: Eukaryota; Viridiplantae; Chlorophyta; Mamiellophyceae; Mamiellales; Bathycoccaceae
Exons: 1
Coding region: 1-945 (314 amino acids)
Source: RefSeq, a predicted model, not a curated record